Menidia menidia (Atlantic silverside) is the source of this 4443-nucleotide messenger RNA. NCBI's taxonomy places the organism in Eukaryota, Metazoa, Chordata, Actinopteri, Atheriniformes, Atherinopsidae. The record is from the annotation of a GenBank genome assembly.
UUGAUUUUGUCAGGCAUUUGAAAACAGGACUCCAAGUGGGUCACUUCCACCCUCCUGCACUCACUCACGCACACACACACUUCAGUGCUCACACACAAACAGUUCCGCUGGUUGUGGAGUAUCAGCGCUGGGAGCCAGAAGGACAGAGGGGGGAGAACUGCACCUGUCCUGCACACACUCUCCGUCCUCACACUCGUACACAGAGGGGAUCCCACUGGUCGCCCCUAUGUGUGGAUGGGACCAAAGUCACACGGCGACCUCUCAAAGCUCGGCCAUGUUGACCAGUGAGGGGGCGCACACCAUGGAGCAGGACGACGCACAGCACAAGGCCAAGAUGGACUACACGGCCACCGGCGUGGGCUCGGACGGAGCCGAAACCAUGACCGACACCGACGUGGACGUGGAGAUGGAGGAGGCAGACAUGACGCAUUGGACAGAGACAGAGUUCGAGGAGAAGUGCACGUACAUCGUCAAAGACACGGCGUGGGAGGCGGGGUCAGACGGUGAUGCUGCCAUGACGACGACCAGGGCCGAGGCCUCGCUGCCCCGAAACCUAACCUUCAAACACCUGGCCGGCAGCAAGGAGGUAGUCGGUGUGUGCAGCAGGGAGUACAUCCCCAAAGGGACACGGUUCGGUCCCCUGGUAGGGGAGAUCUACACCGCCGACAGCGUCCCCAAAGACGCCAACCGGAAGUACUUCUGGAGGAUCUAUGCGGACGGGGAGUUUCACCACUUUGUCGACGGCCUGGAUGAGACUCGCUCUAACUGGAUGCGCUACGUGAACCCGGCCCACUCCGCUGCCGAACAGAACCUAGCGGCCUGUCAGAACGGCAUGGAGAUUUAUUUCUACACUGUGAAGCCCGUCCCUGCUGGCGCAGAGCUGCUCGUGUGGUACUGCCACGACUUUGCCCGACGCCUGAGAUACCCGCCGUCAGGAGAGCUGAUGAUGGAGAAACUUAAGCAGUCCCUUUUGGAGGUGAAGCGACAGCAGGUGGGCGGCGAGGAGUGCGUGAUGGAAACGUCUAGCCCAUCUCCAGCCACCGUGACCCCUACCCAGCCCAAGAGAGAGCACAGCGUCCUCUCCAUUCUUAGUGGCACCAACAGUACCUCGGCCUCAUCAUCAGCCAAGAGGGAGCCCAGCCGUCCAUUUCCAACUCGUCCGCGCUGUGCUGACAGCCCGGACCGUCUCCUGUACCCCCGUCCCCUCUACCCGACUCUCAGGCCCCACAUCCCCGAAGAGUUCCUCAGUCACAAACCGGGCCGGCUCAGUUAUCCCUCCACUCAUUCCCCUGGCAACCAGUCUUCAGCCACGCCAAGUCCAUCCGCAAGGAGCAGCCCAGACAGCAGCCCUCAGGGAAGCCCAUCUGGCCCAGUACUAUCACCAGCUUCCUUCUACUCCUCUGGACUGGGUUCCUACCCUGGUUACUCCCCGCCAUCCGCCCCCCUUUCCUCGCCCUUCUACCCUCCGGGGAGCCCAUACUCACGUUACCUACUACCCCAUCACUAUCCCCUGCCCGGUGGUGGGGUCCCAACUGUAGGAGGGAUCUUUCCUAGAAUGUAUACCCCUUACAGUGGCCUUUUGCCUCUUCAUGUCCCUCUUAUCCCUUCUGACACAGCAGCAAGGCGCUUCUUAAUGCCAGAACCCGUGCAUCCCUCCUCCAUCUCUGCCCACAGAGAGAUCCUCCUCCCUGGGCCCACCAGUGCCUUCUCAGCUGCUACUUCUCUGAGAGACAAAGCGGGGCCUCACAACCCUUACCACGGGCAAUCUAACCCGCACGGCCCUGCCCAUGCUCCCUCAAGUGGCUCCCCAACUGCCGGCACAGCACCUCCCAGCGAACAGGUGCCCACUAAGCCUACCUCCGCUAUGCUGGGCAACAGCAGUGAGCAUCAUCCUGAUGAAGAGGCUAUCAACCUAAGCAAAGUGAAGCGUGGUACCGGCUCAGCGGGCUACAAGGCUCUGCCUUACCCUCUCAAGAAGCAGAACGGCAAAAUCAAGUACGAAUGCAAUGUCUGCAGCAAGACCUUUGGGCAGCUUUCAAACCUGAAGGUUCACCUUCGCGUGCACAGUGGAGAAAGACCCUUCAAAUGUCAAACCUGUAACAAAGGCUUCACUCAACUGGCUCACCUGCAAAAACACUACCUGGUCCACACUGGAGAGAAGCCGCACGAAUGCCAGGUUUGUCACAAGCGCUUCAGCAGUACCAGCAACCUGAAAACUCACCUGCGCCUCCACUCCGGGGAGAAGCCCUACCACUGUAAACUCUGCCCAGCCAAGUUUACCCAGUUCGUCCACCUGAAGCUGCACAAGCGGUUGCACUCCCGUGAGCGGCCACACAAAUGCCCCCACUGCCACCGCCACUAUAUCCAUCUGUGUAGCCUGCGUCUUCACUUGAAGGGGUAUUGCCUCGCGGCAAACCCCAGCUCUGGGAGUCCGUCUGUGCCUAGCCAGGCAGCCUUGGAGGAGGUGCACCGUGCCAACGAGGAGAUCGAGCGCUUUGACAUCAGCGAGCAUGCCGAGCGCUUGGAGCAGCUGCAGGGGGGAGUGGAGAUGGACUCCAUGCUGGAGAAGCAAGUCUUGGGCAUACUGUGGAGGGAGACUGACCUUAAGUCCCCACAUUUCCACCCCCUCCAUCAGGGUAGUGCCACCGAACUCCUGUCUGCAGGUUAUGGCCCAUACGAACCACAGAAUGAAACGUCGGUCAUCAAGAUCCGGCACAGCAGCCCCAUCCCACCGCUCCCUGCAAACAUUACGGUCAAGCAGGAGUCAGAGGAAAAUGCUUAAAGUAACUUAUGUGCAAGAGACUAAUUUGAGCCUUCGUGGUGGACUUGUUGCCAGGAGCAACACCUGUAAAUAAAUUAUUAUCAGUCUGGUUGUCAUCAGGAGUGACAUCAAGACCUUACCAGGUUUACAACCUAUCAGGGACUCAUACUCAGGGCUGUAAGAGAGACUGUCCCAUGACUACUUAGUGAUUUCAGCUUUUAUUAUUCUUAGACAAUCAUCUUACAAGGAUUUACCUUAAAUGUAAUUAAUAUAAUUCUAUUAUAUAUAUUGUCUGUUUUUUAUCUUUCCAAAUGUCUGUGUUUUUUUGAUCAGUUAGCUAUUGUAUAACCUAAUUUAUUAAGCUUUUUAUUUGUUGUCUGAGAAGAGCAAUAAGCCGAAGGGAUGAAUACACUGAGUUGAAAAUAUAAAAAAAAAAGUUUUUCUGUUGAUAUGUACUUCUUUCACAGUGGCCAUUUCUUUGUAGAUAGUCACUCUUUUUCAAGCCCACAUUUAUCUUGUGACUUCUGACCUACAGAUGCACAGAUGUCCACUUUUCAGGGUUUUACUUAUUUGAAUAUAAGAACCAAAGUAGCAGGUUAAGAUAGUAGAAAAAGCCAAAGAAUGGCUCAUACAUUUGUUCAUUUCAAGGGCUUUUAUGCAGCCCUCUGAAUAGCUUCCCUAAAGCAUGUUUGUGUCCUUUUUUGAUAUCUCUUUAAUUUAAUUGAAACAAAAAGGGCAUUUUUUGUAUAUUUUUCACAACAGUUACCUCAGUGUGGAUGUGAUAUGAGUGUAUGUGUGUUAAAAGGGACAACCGAAGGUGGGAGUUUUCUAUUUAUUUGAAUCUUUCGCUACUUGAAGAAGGCAAAACCAAACAAAACUGGAGAGCAGCUCUUCAUGAGGUCCAAAAGAGUGGAUGUCCGCUCUACAUGUAGCACAUAAUGGAAUUGGGAGGCUGGUGAGUCCCCCACCCAUGUUCCCCUCUUCUUCAUUUACUCCUAUUUUAUUUUUUCACAUCGCUGUUUGUCCUUAACAGAGUUGUGGAUAGAUUUAGGGAUUCACCACGCUAGAUGCUAGAAACCAAAGUUCACUUGGAUUUUUUUUUUAAACGCACACCUAAAGAAGGGAAUAACCUUAAAAAAAGGGAAGAAGGACUUGAGAAAUCAAAACACCAAAGAAGGGAAGAUGUUGUGUAUAAGAUGAAGUGUUUGUUCUUUAGCUGUGGUCUUGUUUUUUGUAUAUUUAAAUUUUUCAUUUUGUUAUUAUUUCUCUGUUAAUAUUUUUGUUAAGAAACAAUGGCCCCUUUUUCCUCUUUACCCGUCUGAUGCCUUUUUAAGGAACACCCAAGCACCUCGGCCCUUUUUUAUGCACUGGCCCCUUCGUUUUUUUCGUCUUCAGUGCCGAUGCUUGUUCCAUUUACACUGUGCACAGUAUAUAUAAAACCGGUCAAAAUAGCAUUAAGACCCAGCUUAAUGUUACUACAACAUUUCUGAUUUUCUGUAGCAGCUGAACAUCAACAAUCUGAAAUCUGAAGGUCUAACUCUGUCCUCUGUGUCGACCCUCUUUCUGUGGUCAGAGGAGAAUCCCCUGAUACUGUCUCUGUUUACAUUCUGGUUUACAUAGUAAUUUAUGUUUAAAUGUUGAAAAGUGUAAAUUAUGAUAUAAAAGUUGUCUGCUCUAAUCUG